Messenger RNA from Meloidogyne enterolobii, 2913 nucleotides. NCBI's taxonomy places the organism in Eukaryota, Metazoa, Nematoda, Chromadorea, Rhabditida, Meloidogynidae. The record is from the annotation of a GenBank genome assembly.
AUGGGCAAUAUUCAAGACUUUAUCGUUUUUUUCAACAUUUUCCUCCAAUUAAUUUAUCAUUUUGUAAUUUGUCAUGGACCCCCACAACCAGAAAUCCCUUCCCCCGUGCAAUGCUAUGGACGUUGUUUAGCUAAAUGUACAGAAGAAAAUUCAGAAAUUAGCUUAAAUCAGUGUAGAAAAAAUUGUAGAAAAUAUGGACAGCAAGGGCUAUGUCAAAAAGAAGAUUCUGAAUGUUGGGGGAAAUGCAAAGAUUUGAGUUCAAAAAAGGCAGAAGGCCCUCCUCUCUCUCCACCAACAGAAGUUCAAGCAACCAUAAAUGAUAACUACACAAUUGACGUUAGUUGGAAGCCUGGAAUUGGCCCAGAAAGCGAACAUGUCCCAAUCUACAUGAUUAGACUACAGGCUGAAUUUCCUGAAAGAAAAAGUGCCCAAAUUUUCUCCCGAGGACUUAGCCAUUCUGGAAUGGCUUUCCCUUCUGCAGAAAAUGUUUGUGGUCCAAUAAAUAUACGGUUGGCUGCUGUUAGCCAAUCUAAAGGAAUUGGGGUUUUUACAAAUCCUUUAAAUUUGGAGGAGAAAAAGCCGCUCAUUCCGGCUAAAAUGGAACUCUUUGCUGCUACGUAUAAUGAUACUCCUUUCAUAUCUGACGGUUUCCAAAUAAAUGGCACCUUAGACGUUGAACUUUUAUUUAAAUUUGAUGGUUGGCCUUUUGGAAUUGAAGAUCUCGAAGUUAUUCCAAUUUUUCAUUUAUUAAGUUGUGCAGAGCCUGACUUGAAUCAAGCAAUGCCUGUGCCUGAAUUUAGUCCAGGUUCCAGACCAGACACAGUAACAACCCAUUUAGGAGCCGAUAUCCUUACUCGUCGUUGUCGAUUUGUUUAUGCAGUAGAGGAGAUUCAUUCUAGCAGAUGUUCAAGGCAAUUUACUGUCUCAGCUGAGCAAAAGGAUUACGAAUCUAUUGAAUUUAAUUGCAAUACAGUAACCGGCUCAGAAAAUGUACCUAAUGGAGUUUGUAAAAAAGAUGACAGGGCAUCUGCCCCUAUUUGUGGUCAAUUCGAAAACUUCAAUUAUACUGUUAUUGGACAGACACCUGACCCAAAAACAAAUGAAAAAAGUAUAUCUGUCAAUAUUACCUUCGAACCACUUCGAAGAAUUUUAAAUUUGAAACCAAAAUAUUAUGUGGCAUUGUAUGGAAAUGCUGUUGAUUAUAAAGGCAAUGAUGAGCGUUUUCUAAGUGGUGUAAAUAUGACAAAUGUGAUUGGCCAAGAAACUAAUUGUGAUAAACUUGGAGAGGAUAAAAUUUGCAAAGUAGUGUUAUGUGCAGUACUUGAUCCUCGUAAUUUAACAUUUCCUGAAGUGAAUACAACAGAUAAAUCUAUAAAACCAAAAGCUUUUGGAAUUUAUCUGCAAAAAGGGAAGCAUUUGGAAGGUGAUGAGGAAGAAAACUCUGAAGAGGAAGAAGAAAGGAGACGAAUUGAGGGAUAUAAGGCAAAACGAUUUAUCCGCUUUAUGAUUGGCGGUGCUGUUUUAUUAAUAUUUCUUCUGGUUGUCUCAGUCAUUGCCAUCUUCUUUUGGAUUCGACGUUCAAAGAAUCAACUAAAAAAGAAACGUGAAACUUUUGAGGCUAUGCGGAGGGAUAGAGAACAGAGAUAUAUGGACUUCCCUGCUAGAAAAGAAGAUCCAUGGGAACUGGAAAGGCGAAACCUGAUUAUUUAUGAAGAGAAAAAGCUUGGCGCAGGAGCAUUUGGAGCUGUUUAUUUGGGUAAAUUGGUUGGUAUUAGUCGAUUAAAGGCUGCAGGGAAUAAUUUAAGUAUAGGCCUUUUGAGAGCUGAAAAUGCACUUGUGGCUGUUAAAAUGUUGCCAGAAUACGCCGAUGAUAUAUCCAAAAGUGAAUUUCUACGUGAAAUAGCUUUAAUGAAAACUUUGGGUUAUCACGAGAGAUUAGUGAAUAUGUUAGCCUGUGUAAUGCAAUCAGAACCCUAUUGUUUGGUUGUUGAAUAUUGCAGUGAUGGCGAUUUACUCCAUUUUCUCCGCAUUCGUUGUAAAUACAUGCUUGAAUUGGAUGAUGCCGGAAUUAAUUAUUCCGACCCCGAUUGUGGGACGGAAUUUGAUCAUUCUAUGAUUAUGACUGUAAAACAGUUGUUAAUGUUCUCUGUACAAAUUAGUUAUGGAUUGGAAUAUUUGACCCAAAAAGGUUUUGUACAUAGAGACGUUGCUGCUAGAAAUAUUCUUGUGCACGACAAAACACAUGCAAAAAUAGGGGAUUUUGGGCUUUGCCGGUUUAUUUAUGCGGAUAGUUCGAAUUAUAAGGGAAGAGGUGGAAGAUUGCCUAUCAAAUGGAUGUCCCCCGAGGCUAUUCGACAUUAUGAAUUUACUACUAGUUCUGACGUCUGGUCUUUUGGCAUUCUCAUGUUCGAAAUAAUCACUUUGGGAGGCACUCCAUACCCUGGAAUUCAGCCUGACGAUAUGCUCGCAUUUUUGGAGUCGGGCCGUCGUAUUGCUCAACCAGACAAUUGUCCGGAUGAAUACUACAAAGUAAUGUGUGCCUGUUGGACAGCAGAUCCAAGAAUGCGCUUAGACUUUGCUGCUAUAAGGCAACAAUUAGCCCUUCAAUUAGAAACCGUUAGCGAUGAAUAUUCUUAUUUAAAAUUGGAUGCUUCUAAAGACUAUUAUAAUGUUUCUUAUGGGGAAUUGAAAGAACAACAAGGAGGGGAAGAGGCUGAGAAAGAUGUGGAGGGGGUUGUAGAGGAAGGAGGAGUAGUAGAGGAGAUUAAUAAUAUAGAGGAGAUUGGCAAAAAUAGUGGGGGAGAAAAUAAAGGGGAGAAUAAGGAAGAGAAUGAAGAGGAUGAUAAUAGGAGAAGGAAGAAAAUUGAGGAAAAAGAUGAGGAGGAAAGAAGAAAUGGAAGAAUACCAAAAUAG